Molecule: messenger RNA, 1137 nt
Organism: Arabidopsis lyrata subsp. lyrata
Lineage: Eukaryota; Viridiplantae; Streptophyta; Magnoliopsida; Brassicales; Brassicaceae
Exons: 1
Coding region: 540-812 (90 amino acids)
Source: RefSeq, a predicted model, not a curated record
AAAGAAUUCUAUAAAAAAAGGAGGUUGAGGAAAGUGUGAGAGAAAAGACCAAACAAAACAGAGAACUUGGAUGCCUAACCAAUGCUUUUGUUUUGGAGUCAAUAGAAACCAACACAUUACAUGAGAUCUUUUGCAAAACCUCCACCACCAGGUGAUUGUGUUACCAUGGUCCACGUGUCUCCGUCCAUGCCGUCGAUAUCCCUUAAAUUUCCCAAUGAUUUUUUUUUUUUUUUUGUUGAAAGUCUAGAAGAUAGUUUAACGUUUUGUGUGUGUAUAAUACGUACGUAGUAUGCACAAAUGUAGUACGUAAGAAUGACACUAUGUCAAGAUCAAAAUUAUAUUACUGAUUCACUCGUUAACAUUUUGGUGGGUCAUAUUCCUUAUAAAUACAUACGCAAACCCACCUCUCCACUUAAGACGCCACCAACACAUUAACACAACUUCUAAUUUUUUUAAAAAAAAACUCUCUCCUCUUUUUAGUGUCUCUCCUUGUUCUUGUUUUUGUCACAAAUUCAAGAACAAAGACUAAUUAAAUAAUAAUGGGUGGAAACAAAAGGUCUCACAGUAGCAAGAGGUUCUCUCUAUUCAGCUUCUUCAAAACACGAAGAUCUCACAGAGUGGAAGUAGACGGCUCAUGGGACGACGUCGGUUACACUCGCAAGGCAAUGGCUAGUGAUGAGGACAAACGUUAUUGGGUCGCUGAACCAGGCAUCGACCGUAAAGCUUCUGCCUUCAUCGCCAAGUUUCAUGCGACUCGUGUCUCUGAGUCUGAGCGUCAGACUCUCUCUCCUUACCGAUCCGACAAGGCAUGAUGAAUAUGAUGAUCAAGAACUGAUGUGAUUCUAUGUAAAUUGUCUUCUCUUUUUCUAUGUCCUUGAGAUAAUUCAUUGAUUGUGUCUUAAAUGUAGUUAAUAAUCAAUCUUUCUCCACAGUUCUCAUCUUCAAGCUUCUCAUUCUUUUUGCCCUCUUUUCAUCUCCUAGCUAGUUUAAUAAUAUGGGGUGUUUUUGGUUGUGCAUGAUUGCGUCGGUUUAUAGUAAAACAAAUUACAAAAUAACCAGAUUCGACUUUGUAGAUUUUAUGUUCGUCUUAAAACCUCAUAAUAAAUAACGAACAGAAGGGGAAUAAGGAAUACUAAA